UGCUCAACCCCUGACUACUUUCACCUUUCCUACUUUUUAUCAAGAAAUACUCAACGCCUCCUCUCCCAAUCUUUCUCUUACUACCUCUAUAUAGAAAACCCUUUCUGGGUUCUCUUUACUUCCUAUUUUGAGAUCUGGGUUAGCGUUUGUUUCAGUUUUUAUCAAUCUCUUAAGUUUUUGAGCUUCUCUUCUCCUUCAAUAUAGAUGGAUGAUAUAGAUAUUCCAUCUUAUUUUCUAUGUCCAAUCUCUCUCCAGAUCAUGAGAGAUCCAGUGACUAUGUCUUCUGGAAUAACUUACGAGAGGGAGUCCAUAGAGAGAUGGAUAUUCACCAGCAAGAACGGUACAUGUCCAGUCACAAGACAACCCUUAUCUGAUACAGAUCUGACUCCAAACCAUACACUCCGACGAUUGAUCCAAGCAUGGUGUACUCUCAAUUCUUCCAAAGGUAUCGAACGAUUCCCAACUCCAAAACCACCUGUCGAUAAAGCCCAGAUCGUCAAGCUUCUCAACGAAGGUAGAUCACAACAACACCAGAUGAGAUGCCUCCGAAAUCUUAAAUCCAUCGCCGGAGAAAGCGAGAGGAACCGUAGAUGUUUGGAGUCUGCAGGUGUAGUUGAGUUCUUGGCUUCAAUCAUAAACAUAGAAGAUCAUGGAACUAUUGAUGAAGCGUUGGACAUUCUUUAUCAUCUCCAGAUCUCAGAGGUUGGUCUCAAGAACCUCAUCAAUGGCAAAUUCAUGGAAACCUUGUUUCUGGUUUUGGAACAAGGGAGUUAUCGGUCUCGGGCUUAUGCUGUAAUGCUUCUGAAAUCCAUGUUCGAGCUUGCAGAUCCAAUUUACCUGAUGAACAUAAAAGUGGAACAGUUUGUGGAGAUUGUGAACGUGUUGCGUGAUCAGAUCUCACAACAUGCAACCAUGGCUGCAUUACAGGUCAUGGUGGAGCUUUGUCCAUGGGGUCGAAACAAGAUUAAAGCCGUAGAAGCCGGCGCAGUUCCGGUACUGAUCGAGAUUCUUAUCGAGGUAACAGAUCAGAGGAGGGUUUGUGAGAUGGUUUUGGUUGUGUUGGAUCGGUUAUGUAGAUGUGCAGAAGGGAGAGCUGAGUUGUUCAAGCAUGGAGCUGGAAUUGCUGUGGUGUCAAAGAAGAUACUUAGGGUUUCUCAUGUGGCAAGUGAAAGGGGAGUGAGGAUAUUGUCUUCCAUCUCUAGGUUUUCUGCGACUUCAAAUGUUCUUCAGGAGAUGUUGCAGGUUGGGGUUGUUACUAAGUUGUGUUUGGUGCUUCAGGUGGAUUGUAGUCUCAAGACCAAGGAGAAGGCUAAGGAGAUGCUUAGGUUGCACUCUAGGGUUUGGAAGAACUCAUCUUGUAUCCCUGUCCAUUUAAUCUCUUGUUAUCCAUCAUCUUCUAGAGAUAUCCAUAACCACACAUAAAUAUUGAGGGGGAGAAAGAUUUUGCCCUUUGUUUACAAAACGUACUGGAUAAGGUAUAAUACAUGCAUGCAUGGACAUGGAAAUUCCUGUUCAGCACAGAAGAAAUUUCCCUUGAAUAGAAGUUUGUUCUCCAUGUUUUUGCAA
Molecule: messenger RNA, 1566 nt
Organism: Macadamia integrifolia
Lineage: Eukaryota; Viridiplantae; Streptophyta; Magnoliopsida; Proteales; Proteaceae
Product: E3 ubiquitin-protein ligase PUB23-like
Exons: 1
Coding region: 205-1422 (405 amino acids)
Biological process (GO): protein ubiquitination
Molecular function (GO): ubiquitin protein ligase activity
Source: RefSeq, a predicted model, not a curated record